Molecule: messenger RNA, 4533 nt
Organism: Asterias rubens (European starfish)
Lineage: Eukaryota; Metazoa; Echinodermata; Asteroidea; Forcipulatida; Asteriidae
Product: signal peptide, CUB and EGF-like domain-containing protein 2
Exons: 22
Coding region: 367-3372 (1001 amino acids)
Biological process (GO): signal transduction
Cellular component (GO): cell surface
Molecular function (GO): calcium ion binding
Source: RefSeq, a predicted model, not a curated record
UAUACCGCGCCGCUGAUAGCUUUUUACUCCAUCAAUGCGGUUGUGUGUCUUUCACGCUAGGCCGCAAAUCACUGGAAAAGUCGGCUACUAGUGGCGGUCAUUUCCCUGGGUUCUCACACCUUGGUCUUUAUAUGCUGUGAGGGUUCUGGAAUUGGAAGUGGAAAGGGGAAGGCCAGCGUUGGUUGUAGCGGUAGUACUAGUAGUAGCAUCCAUCUGGGGAGUGUACGCUCCAAAACCUCGGGUCAGAGACACCUCCUUAAUUGACUGCGUGACGACUGGACCCCUACCAACUACUCGUCUCUCUGAGCAUCUCUGAGACGGUGAUUAACCAGACCACUUCCUGCAUCGGCGAUCCGGCUCUACACAAUGAAUCCAGUUUAUUUAAUCAUCCAGCUCUGUUUAUUUCGAUGUGUUCUACUGGCACUUAGUGAUAAGUCGGAAGAAGACGAAUGUAAUGAUGGUAAACACACUUGCAGUGAGAACGCGGUUUGUACGCAGACGCAACGUUCCUUCCGGUGUGCCUGCAAAAACGGCUUCAACAGACAAGGCAACUCGUGUGUAGACGUAGACGAAUGCAGCAGUAAAAAUGGCGGCUGCGUUCACACAUGUACGAAUGUACCAGGGAGUUUUUACUGCGGCUGCUACACAGGCUUCCUUUUACAUCCUGAAGGAAAAGACUGUAUUGAUCAAGACGAGUGUGCAUCGGGUCAACAUGGCUGCCAACACGAAUGCAUCAACACCAUCGGCAGUUACCAGUGUACGUGUCCACGGAACCACUUUCUAAACGAGGAUGGACUCACCUGCUCAGAUCAUCCUGGUUGUGGGAAUCCAAGCUUAGGAUGUGGUCAUUAUUGCGUGGACAUCGCUAACGAUCUCUCCAUUUGCCAGUGCCGGCCUGGCUUCAUGCUUGGGGGCAAUAAAAAGAAUUGCAUCCCGAAAUGCUCCCAUGGUAACGGGGAAUGCCAGCAUAUAUGCGUAGACUCGCCAAUAGGCCCUCUCUGCAGCUGUCACGAGAAGUACAAUCUUCACACGGAUGGAAAGACAUGCGUAGUGGCGUACGUGGAUGUACAUGACUAUUCUCUAUCAGAAACAUGCGGCUUGAAUAAUGGUGGGUGUGAUCGAGUUUGUCUGGACACGCCCACUGGAGUCCGGUGUAGCUGCCCCGACGGAUUCGAACUGCAGACUGACGGGAGGACGUGCAGAGAUAUUGACGAAUGUGAGAUAAGCAAUGGGGGCUGCGAGUACAGAUGCACCAAUACCAUCGGUGACUUUGAGUGUAGCUGUCCUGGUGGUUACAAGCUGCUACGGGACGGCCAGUCUUGCAUUGAUUUAGAUGAGUGUGCUGUAAACGCUACUUGUGACCACACAUGUCUAAACUUCCCUGGAGGAUUUCACUGCUUAUGUGAUGCCGGGUACCAGGCAUAUGGAAUCACUCACUGUGGCGAUGUGGAUGAAUGUUCGAUCGAUGCCGGCGGUUGUCAACACACCUGUAGGAAUAUUCCUGGAUCCUACGUGUGUGAAUGCAGGCCUGGAUUCCGUCUACAUCACAACAAGAAAGACUGCAUUGCAGAGAGCUCCCGAUGCCUGCCACUGCGACCGCCGGCUAGAGUUGUCCUGUCCUGCAGCCGUAAUAGAGACGAAGAGACUUGUUCCCUAAGGUGUGAGUCUAAUUACCAUUUUACAUCAUCGGGUAGACUAGCCUACACAUACCGAUGCGGAGACAGUACGCACUAUCGGUGGACGGACGGAGUGAAUGCAACAGAGCUGCCGUCCCAGGAAGAAGAAACGCUGCCGAGCUGCUCUGCCUCCGUCAACGCCCCGACCUACCACCACAAAGCUCGGUUUACCUUUACGGUGGAGGACUGCCAGCUACGUCGGUUCAACCGCUCCGAAUCCGUGGUAACGGAUUUUCUAAGUAAGAAGUUAUCAGAAAUUGACGGAGAUGGAUGCAGUGGGUUGUGUGAGGUGAACUUUGUUAAUCUGACAUGCCAGAGUGACAGCAACCGCCGUGGGAAACGCCGCACACGAGUUCUUGGUAACUCACUCAUCACGGCCGACUUUGAGAUCGCCGUCAGACCGGAACCACCAACUUCCGAUUGCGAUGUGGAUUGUGUGACGGCCAAGACCAAAAAGAAAAUGAGGAAGACGAUAAACAGACUCAAGUAUGCCAUUAACCGGGAAAACUUAGUGGUGACCUUUAACGAGAACACAGAGUACCAGGUCACCAGGAGGUCAUUCCGAACGACCUCUGAAGUGGAGACGGCGUGCCAACCCGGCCAUCUCAUGGUUAAUAAUAAAUGUGUUGCUUGUAGCAUCGGGACUUACCACGACACGUUUACUUCUCACUGUGCCCCGUGUCCGCCUGGCACGUAUCAAGACGAAGAGGGCCAACUAGACUGUCACAAAUGCCCGCAAGUGGACAAUACCGGGAUUUCUGGUGGAUCUGAUAUAUCCCACUGUGGAGGACAAUGCAACCCUGGCGAGUAUUCCCUGGACGGGUUCUCUCCAUGUCAGCCAUGUCCUGUAGGCACAUACCAAGCUGAGGCCGGGAGGACGCAUUGUAUGUCAUGCGGGGGCGGUAUACAAACCCGAUCAUCCGGCUCAACGUCGUUUGCUGAUUGCCAAGCGAAGGAGAAAUGUCCGGCUGGUAGUUACUAUGAUGUGACUCGGCAUCGGUGCGCACUCUGUCGGUCGGGAACCUACCAGUCCAGCCCACUCAUGAACUACUGCGUCAAAUGCCCCGGAAAUACCACCACAGACGGCGACGGCACAACAAGUUCCUCAGAAUGCAAAGAUCGCAAGUGUGGUGGUGUAAUUGGAGACUACAUGGGUUACAUUGAGAGCCCAAACUACCCCGGUAACUACCCCGCCGGGAUGGAGUGCGUCUGGAAGGUGGCUGCUCCCAAGGGCCGUAAGAUCAUCGUGGUGGUGCCUGAAGUCUUCCUACCGGUCGAGGAUAACUGCGGGGAUCAGAUCGUCAUGAGGAAGACGAUUUCACCCCUGUCCAUGACAACAUUUGAAACCUGUAAAAAUGUUACCCGACCAAUUGCAUUUACCGCCCAGAGUAAAAAGCUGUGGAUUCAAUUCAAGUCAGAUGCGUUCAACUGUCACUCUGGGUUCCAGAUUCACUAUGCCACCUACGACGAAAACUAUGAAGAGCUAAUCAAGGACAUCGUUGGGGAUGGAAGAUUAUACGAGUCUGAUCACCACCAGGAAAUUUUAAAGGACAAGGAAAGACUGACUGCGUUACUGGAGGUGAUUGCUCACCCGGAGAUGUACUAUACAUAUAGCCAAGAGGAAUCCAUGAAUAUGCUACCACAUUCUUUCAUUAAACUCCUCCGGGGAAAAAUAGCUCGCUUCUUCUACCCCUGAUACCCUGUUUCAAAAUACUAUUGAUAUACCCCACCUCUUAUAAAAACUAUAUUUUUUUGUUCUUUUUGGUUUUCUUUGUUAUACUUUAAGUUCUACCCCCUUUCAAUCCUGAGUUUUUCUGUUAUUUAUUCAGGGUAUAACAACUAAUUGCAAUUCAACAUACAUGUACUAUUAGUACCCCACCACUUAUAAAAAAACUAUACUUCUAUCCCCUCUAUCGGUUUUCUUUGUUGAGUUAUACUUUAUGUUCUAUCCCCUUUCUGCCAUGAGUAUUCCGUUAUUUAUUUAGGGUAUAACAAUAAUGUGAUUUAAUAUACUAUUGAUACCCCACUUCUUAUAACAGCUGUAUUUGGUUCUACACCUUUCUAUCUGUUUUAUUUGUUAUUCUUUAUGUUCUACCCCCUUUCUACCAUGAGUAUUCCGUUAUUUAUUUAUGGUAUAACAUCAAAAUGAUAUUCCAGAUACUAUUGAUAGCCCACUUAUAACAGCUGUAUUAUAAUCUACCCCUUGCUAUCUGUUUUCUGUGUUAUACUUUAUGUUCUACCCCCUUUCUACCACGCAUGUUCCGUUAUUUAUUUAAGGUAUAACACCAAAAUGAUAUUCCAGAUUGAUAGCCCACUUCUUAUAACAGCUGUAUUAUAAUCUACCCCUUGCUAUCUGUUUGCUGUGUUAUACUUUAUGUUCUACCCCCUUUCUACCACGCAUAUUCCGUUAUUUAUAUAGGGUAUAGCAAACAAAUGUAAUUUAAGAUACUAUUGGUAGAUAUUUUUAUUUUCUGGCUACUAUCAUUUGUCUUUUGGACCCAGUAUAAUUUUUUCUGGAUACGCCUUAUUUUCUAUUCAUUAUUUCUUCUGCUAAUAAGGCUAGUAUCCUUGCUUUAUCCUUUGAAAAAUUAAUUAUUGUUAUUUGUUAUUAUUAUUAUUAUUUAAUAUUCGAGAGGUGGGGGUGGUAUUUUUCUGUCACUUUUUUAUUUUAUGUUUAUUUUAUUUUAUUAUUUGUACAUAGAUUCAGAAAAAUAAAUAAAGGUAUUAAGGUUCAAUGUAUUCCAUGAUUGUUUGAAAGGGGAAAAUACUUUGAGCAAAGUUUUAUAGGCACUGGACACCUUUGGUAAUUGUCAAAGACCAGUCUUCUCACCUGGUGUAUCUCAACAUAUCCAUAAAA